Homo sapiens (human) is the source of this 3689-nucleotide messenger RNA. It is a transcript of the gene OGN, whose product is annotated as osteoglycin. The transcript is spliced from 7 exons. Bases 441 to 1337 code for a protein of 298 amino acids. Gene Ontology annotation, cellular component: gel phase of interstitial matrix. NCBI's taxonomy places the organism in Eukaryota, Metazoa, Chordata, Mammalia, Primates, Hominidae. The record is from RefSeq and is marked reviewed.
AUUCACCCUCCCACUUGGGGCUAAUGCACAGACAUGAACAUCUAUUGAGGAAAACCACAAAAAACUUCAAAACAGCUACAACGGUAUCCUAAGAAUAUUUCAAUUAAAUAUUAGUAUGUCUGCUGAAGGCACUUAAUUAUUAAGAAACUUAAAAUUAUCAAUCUUUCUUGAAUUUCUGAUAGAGAAGUAAAACUAUUUUCCAAAACUAUUUUUCAGAAUGUUCACUGAUACAUAAAAACUGCUAGCAUCUAAUUAAAGAUCACUAAGGGUUAAAUACUGUUCUCUGGCCCUUACUGCGCACACCCUGCCAAAACAUCCUCUAAGCUUUUAAAUAUUGCUUCGAUGGUCUGAAUUUUUAUUUCCAGGGAAAAAGAGAGUUUUGUCCCACAGUCAGCAGGCCACUAGUUUAUUAACUUCCAGUCACCUUGAUUUUUGCUAAAAUGAAGACUCUGCAGUCUACACUUCUCCUGUUACUGCUUGUGCCUCUGAUAAAGCCAGCACCACCAACCCAGCAGGACUCACGCAUUAUCUAUGAUUAUGGAACAGAUAAUUUUGAAGAAUCCAUAUUUAGCCAAGAUUAUGAGGAUAAAUACCUGGAUGGAAAAAAUAUUAAGGAAAAAGAAACUGUGAUAAUACCCAAUGAGAAAAGUCUUCAAUUACAAAAAGAUGAGGCAAUAACACCAUUACCUCCCAAGAAAGAAAAUGAUGAAAUGCCCACGUGUCUGCUGUGUGUUUGUUUAAGUGGCUCUGUAUACUGUGAAGAAGUUGACAUUGAUGCUGUACCACCCUUACCAAAGGAAUCAGCCUAUCUUUACGCACGAUUCAACAAAAUUAAAAAGCUGACUGCCAAAGAUUUUGCAGACAUACCUAACUUAAGAAGACUCGAUUUUACAGGAAAUUUGAUAGAAGAUAUAGAAGAUGGUACUUUUUCAAAACUUUCUCUGUUAGAAGAACUUUCACUUGCUGAAAAUCAACUACUAAAACUUCCAGUUCUUCCUCCCAAGCUCACUUUAUUUAAUGCAAAAUACAACAAAAUCAAGAGUAGGGGAAUCAAAGCAAAUGCAUUCAAAAAACUGAAUAACCUCACCUUCCUCUACUUGGACCAUAAUGCCCUGGAAUCCGUGCCUCUUAAUUUACCAGAAAGUCUACGUGUAAUUCAUCUUCAGUUCAACAACAUAGCUUCAAUUACAGAUGACACAUUCUGCAAGGCUAAUGACACCAGUUACAUCCGGGACCGCAUUGAAGAGAUACGCCUGGAGGGCAAUCCAAUCGUCCUGGGAAAGCAUCCAAACAGUUUUAUUUGCUUAAAAAGAUUACCGAUAGGGUCAUACUUUUAACCUCUAUUGGUACAACAUAUAAAUGAAAGUACACCUACACUAAUAGUCUGUCUCAACAAUGAGUAAAGGAACUUAAGUAUUGGUUUAAUAUUAACCUUGUAUCUCAUUUUGAAGGAAUUUAAUAUUUUAAGCAAGGAUGUUCAAAAUCUUACAUAUAAUAAGUAAAAAGUAAGACUGAAUGUCUACGUUCGAAACAAAGUAAUAUGAAAAUAUUUAAACAGCAUUACAAAAUCCUAGUUUAUACUAGACUACCAUUUAAAAAUCAUGUUUUUAUAUAAAUGCCCAAAUUUGAGAUGCAUUAUUCCUAUUACUAAUGAUGUAAGUACGAGGAUAAAUCCAAGAAACUUUCAACUCUUUGCCUUUCCUGGCCUUUACUGGAUCCCAAAAGCAUUUAAGGUACAUGUUCCAAAAACUUUGAAAAGCUAAAUGUUUCCCAUGAUCGCUCAUUCUUCUUUUAUGAUUCAUACGUUAUUCCUUAUAAAGUAAGAACUUUGUUUUCCUCCUAUCAAGGCAGCUAUUUUAUUAAAUUUUUCACUUAGUCUGAGAAAUAGCAGAUAGUCUCAUAUUUAGGAAAACUUUCCAAAUAAAAUAAAUGUUAUUCUCUGAUAAAGAGCUAAUACAGAAAUGUUCAAGUUAUUUUACUUUCUGGUAAUGUCUUCAGUAAAAUAUUUUCUUUAUCUAAAUAUUAACAUUCUAAGUCUACCAAAAAAAGUUUUAAACUCAAGCAGGCCAAAACCAAUAUGCUUAUAAGAAAUAAUGAAAAGUUCAUCCAUUUCUGAUAAAGUUCUCUAUGGCAAAGUCUUUCAAAUACGAGAUAACUGCAAAAUAUUUUCCUUUUAUACUACAGAAAUGAGAAUCUCAUCAAUAAAUUAGUUCAAGCAUAAGAUGAAAACAGAAUAUUCUGUGGUGCCAGUGCACACUACCUUCCCACCCAUACACAUCCAUGUUCACUGUAACAAACUGAAUAUUCACAAUAAAGCUUCUGAGUAACACUUUCUGAUUACUCAUGAUAAACUGACAUGGCUAACUGCAAGAAUUAAAUCUUCUAUCUGAGAGUAAUAAUUUAUGAUGACUCAGUGGUGCCAGAGUAAAGUUUCUAAAAUAACAUUCCUCUCACUUGUACCCCACUAAAAGUAUUAGACUACACAUUACAUUGAAGUUAAACACAAAAUUAUCAGUGUUUUAGAAACAUGAGUCCGGACUGUGUAAGUAAAAGUACAAACAUUAUUUCCACCAUAAAGUAUGUAUUGAAAUCAAGUUGUCUCUGUGUACAGAAUACAUACUUAUUCCCAUUUUUAAGCAUUUGCUUCUGUUUUCCCUACCUAGAAUGUCAGAUGUUUUUCAGUUAUCUCCCCAUUUGUCAAAGUUGACCUCAAGAUAACAUUUUUCAUUAAAGCAUCUGAGAUCUAAGAACACAAUUAUUAUUCUAACAAUGAUUAUUAGCUCAUUCACUUAUUUUGAUAACUAAUGAUCACAGCUAUUAUACUACUUUCUCGUUAUUUUGUGUGCAUGCCUCAUUUCCCUGACUUAAACCUCACUGAGAGCGCAAAAUGCAGCUUUAUACUUUUUACUUUCAAUUGCCUAGCACAAUAGUGAGUACAUUUGAAUUGAAUAUAUAAUAAAUAUUGCAAAAUAAAAUCCAUCUAAAUAGAAGGGUUCUGUUUUAUUUGGAAAAAUUGAAUCUUUAAACUAUCAUAAUCUUGAAUGACUGUCAUCUUUCUAGUUUUCAGAAAAAUAAUGUAUUCCUAUAUUAUUUUUAUGAUAAAACUUAUGGAGCAAAACACCAUCAAAUAACUCUCAAAUUAAGAAAAAAUUCAAAAGUCAGUAGUUUUAGAUAAGAUAAUGAUAAGGGAGAAAGAACAUUGGUAAAAGGUAUGAAUUCCAGAAUUAAAGAAAUAAUUUGGGGAUUUCUAGAUAAGAGGAUAUAUAUGAACAUGCAUACCUUACACCUUCAUAUACACAACCUUAAAUCACAAAUAAAACAAAAUAAACAAUACAAAUUAUACCACCAAGAUUCAGAAGAUAUCAGACGAAAUAAUUAGAGAAAGUAAAAAUAUGCUGUCUCCAUUAUAUUCAUAAUGUUUCAUUCUUGACACUAAUAAUUAGAGGCUUUAAAUUUUUAAAUGAUUUACUUUUUACUAACAUUGCUGAAAAAAACUAAAGACAUACAUAAAUGGAAAGAUGUCUUGUGUUUAUGGAUGGUAAGAUUUAAUGUUGUUAAGACAACAAUACUAUCCAAUAUGAUAUGCAGACUGAACACAGUUGCCAUCAAAAUCUCAAUGAUGCUUUCACACAAAUAAAAUGGAACUUCAAGAGACCCCCAAAUAAAGAGAAGAAUCUUGAAAAUAAGAA